AUGUCUGUAUCAUUAAGUUCAACUUUGGUGCUCGGCGUGGCUUUAGUAGUCGCGUCUCAAAUGUUAUCUGAAACGCGUACAGCCCAGAUAGGGUGCAUAACCAACACUAGGGAAUCGGUAAUAUGUGAGUAAGAUUCCAUUCGUUGGUGUAUUCUUGUAAUUGUUAAAUUUUAAAUUCUAAAGCUCAUUCUCUCGAAGUAGACGCUUAUCGACAAAGUGGUAGCGAGACAGGGUUGAUUUUUAAUGAUUUUUUCUCUGUGCAGAAAACGAGACGGAUACUCGUUCCCUGGGCGUAUCUAAAUCUCACAAAAUUGUUACUGAACAGGUAUCACUUCCUUUUCUCUAAAAUCCCAAGUUGAACCAUGAGUUGAGCUGAUCAAUUUUUCCUUUCGAUGUCUUUGCUUUAAUUACUUGUUUUCCUUUCCUUCUUCUCUUUUUCCUCGUGGUGGAAGGUUGAAUGCAUGUACAUCUUAGUGAAACAUUUCUUUUGUGUUAUAUAAAUUAUUUUCUCUUAUUCAGCUAAGAACUGUGCUGAGCUUUACAAAUGCGGCCAAACCAUCAGUGGUGUUUAUACAAUCGACCCUGAUGGUUCAGGUGCAAUGUGGGAGGAUGGACAGUUUGGCAUACAACAAGAAUUUGGUAAAAAGAGCUUCUAUUACCCAAAGACUUUCAACAACCUGCCUGAUGGUUUAGAUUCGAGACUGAAAUUUAAGAACAAAUUGCGAGAUUAUUUUAGUUAAAUUCUAUCUAAACGUGGUUAUAGGUCUUUUUCAGAGUAUUUUUAAAUUUUUAAUUUUUUCAUUUUAUUGUAUGUUUUCUAGGAUGGACAUAUCUUGUUAAAUUUUAUUUUAUUUAUUUAUUUAAACAGGACCCCAAGGACAACAGUGGAUGGCACUGUCCUGUAUAAAAAUUCAACCGCACCUGGGAAGACUACAAAAAGGGAUUUGGUGGCUUCCUCAUUCGGGAAUUUUGGCUGGGACUGA
This is a messenger RNA of Pocillopora meandrina, 983 nucleotides long. Lineage: Eukaryota; Metazoa; Cnidaria; Anthozoa; Scleractinia; Pocilloporidae. The record is from the annotation of a GenBank genome assembly.